This is a messenger RNA of Lynx canadensis (Canada lynx), 1981 nucleotides long. It is a transcript of the gene HSH2D, whose product is annotated as hematopoietic SH2 domain containing. The coding region runs from base 749 to 1831 and encodes 360 amino acids. The record is from RefSeq and is a predicted model, not a curated record. The transcript has 7 exons. Gene Ontology annotation, cellular component: cytoplasm. Lineage: Eukaryota; Metazoa; Chordata; Mammalia; Carnivora; Felidae.
ACCAUUUUAGAGACGGUGCUUUGUUUCAUUACAGAGGACAGCACAAUGUGGCCCCAGCCUGUCCAGGCCUGACGCUGCCUCAGAGCCGCCUCCUAGAGCCCUCUCUUUUUGCACCCCUCAAUCAAGUGAACUCCUCUCUGUCCCUAAGUGCCGCUUCCUCCCGAUCACCGAAGCCCCCUCUGAGGUUCUUGCAACUCCCGUUCCCCCUUCCAGCAGUCUGUCUGCUCUGAGACAUUAGCACUUAAUUUCUUAUUCUUCAUUGCUCGCUAGAUUCUGGAAGCCAGGAGGGUGGGGCUUGCACCUCUUGGGAUCACCUCUCUGUCCCCCGAGGAUCUGGCACACAGUAGGUGCUCAAUAAAGGCUGGUCACGGCCUUCACAGAGCAGGGACCUCCCUCCACCUGCAGCUCAGCAGUUCUGUGGACUGCGGACAGCACUUGCGACCAGGUUUGUCCUGGUCCCGCCCCUGGGGCUCACCUGCUUAAGGAAACAGGAACAGCCCUGGGGGCAGCAGCCCCACCCCCGCUGACGUGCAGACCCUGAACCGAAACCGAGGUUCCUGCAGGCUCCCUGCACAGCGAGAGUAAGAGCCUCGGCUGCCCAGGGGUCUCCCAGCUGGAUGGACCCCUGUGGUCAUGACCACAAGCUGCACAUCAGCAAGAACCCUCUGGAAACUCUGAAGAAAGAAAAUCUAUUGCUUGCCAGCCCCGGAGCGUACAAGAUAAGCAGGUAACUGCUCCCCAGGAAGCCAUGAACGAAGCCGGAAAGCUGCCCCCGCCAUUGCCCCCACGACUGGACUGGUUCGUGCAGACGCAGGUGGGCCAGCUGGCCCAAGGAGGGGUCCCUGCAUGGUUCCAUGGUGCCAUCUCGAGAGAGGAUGCCGAGAGUUUGCUGGAGUCACAGCCGCUGGGAUCUUUUCUCAUCAGGGUCAGUCACAGCCACGUGGGCUACACGCUGUCCUACAAAGCCCAAAGCUGCUGCCGCCACUUCAUGGUGAAGCUGUUGGACGAUGGGAGCUUCAUGAUCCCUGGGGAGGAGAGGGUCCAUGCCUCGCUGCACGCCCUGGUCACCUUCCACCAGCAGCGGCCUAUGCGGCCACACGGGGACCUGCUGACACAGCCCUGUGGGCAGAAGGAUCCAGAGAACGUGGAUUAUGAGGAUCUCUUCCUUUACUCCAAUGCAUUGACUGAGGAAGUCACCAGCCCCACCCAUGGCCCCAGCAAACAUCAGAACCCUUCCUCCUGUUCCACAGUUGCACCUGAGGAGACCUCAGGAAGGCCCAUCCUGCUCCAUCGGCCAAAGGGAAGGAGGCCAUCGGCAAAGACAAGCAGAGACCCCAAGGAGGAGGCCACUUCCUCCUGCCCCCCGAAAGCCCCCCUUGAGGAGGCCUGCCAGAAACUCUGGAGAAACUUCAGGAUGCUCCCCGAGAUGGGCAAGAGGGUCCAGCAGCAGCUGAAACCCCACUCGGCACCUGUGAACUUGUCAUCGCUCUGGAAUGCUGGGCCACCAGCACUGGCACACAGCUCAGGGGCCAGGCCAGGUGACACACACUGGGAAGACGACGUCUCCACAGCCCACUUUGCGGCCACGUCCCUCACAAGUCCCGCACAGUCCCAGGAUCUGAGAGACGGAGGUGACCCCUCCAGGAAGGCCUCAAGAUUGGCCAGCGGGAGCAAGGUGACCCCGAGGGUCAGGAGUUGGCACCGAGUGGUAAUGAGGGCCCUGUCCUCAAAAGCAUCCAAACCGGAGACAGAAGGGUUGGCAGAAGCCCAGAGGGACUGGCUCCCUGAAGAGUACCUCACGCCGCCACCCUUUGCCCCUGGGUACUGUUAGAGCUUUGCCCUGGCUCUGGGACCCUUGCUGCCAGGGGCUGCUCACACCGGAACCCUGGUUGUCUGCCCACCAGCCCGCAGGAACCUGAAAAAUGUAAUAAAGACAUUGCUCGGGUCCGGCCCUGCCGUUGCCAGUGGGGUGACCUGGUUA